This is a messenger RNA of Asparagus officinalis (garden asparagus), 630 nucleotides long. RefSeq lists its product as uncharacterized. Gene Ontology annotation, molecular function: RNA-DNA hybrid ribonuclease activity; nucleic acid binding. The coding region runs from base 1 to 630 and encodes 209 amino acids. The transcript is spliced from 2 exons. NCBI's taxonomy places the organism in Eukaryota, Viridiplantae, Streptophyta, Magnoliopsida, Asparagales, Asparagaceae. The record is from RefSeq and is a predicted model, not a curated record.
AUGGAGUACUCUCUAAGUGCCCUAUUGGUACAGAAUAAUGAUGCUGGCCAUGAGCAGGAGCCAUGUACUAACAAUGUGGCUGAGUAUAAUGCGCUACUCAUUAGACUCAAGCUGGCAAGAGAGUUAGAGAUAAAACAUCUCGAGGCCUACGCCGACUCUCAGCUCAUUGUCAAGCAAAUGAUGGGGGAAUAUGAAGUUAGAAAUGAAGACCUGAUCCAGCUUCAGAAAGCAUCUACCAAGCUAGUUAAGUCAUUCGAAAGCUUCCGCAUCGAGCAUGUGCUUCAUUCUAGGAACACACAUGCGGACGCCCUCGCAUCCUUAGCGGCUAAUUUAGCUCAGCCACUAGAAACAACUCAAUGUGUCCCUAUGGUGAGCCGACGACUCUUUCGACCAGAAGACGUUCUAGACAUGAACGCCACUCACCAGGUUUCGGAUCAACCCGACCCAAAAGAUUGGCAUCUCUUGAUCAUUGAUUAUGUCUUGUACGGCAUGCUUCCCGAAGACGCUAUGGAGCAAGAGUCUGUCCGUCGACGUGCCUCAAGGUUCUACUACGAUUCGACCACAAAGACGUUGUAUCGCAAGUCAUAUGAUGGCUUGUUACUUCUAUGUCUUUCAAAGACAGAAGCAUAA